AUGGAUGCGCAUGCGCUUCUUUCCGCCCAAGGAUGGCGCGGAACAGGCCAUUCUCUACACAAAACGGACGACGCAAUUGGUCUGGCGAAGCCUCUACUACUCAAUCGAAAGACAAACACCAAGGGUCUUGGAAAUACAAAACACUUUACAAGCGAUCUAUGGUGGAUGGACGCCUUUGAUGAACAGCUCAAGGGCCUCGACACGUCAAAGAAAGGCAAAGUCGAGCAGACAGUCAAGACUGGGAAGCUCAAUGCGCUCGACCCUGGAAGUGUUUCAAAAUACUCCAUCUACGCCUCGUUCGUCCGGGGAGGCUUCCUUGAGGGAACACUCAGCACAUUGACGACGGACGACUCGACUAGCACGGAGUCUGAUGACAGCGACGCGAAGAAGAAGACAGAGUCCACGAGCACAAAACCCACGAAGUCGAAGAAAGAAACAAAGGAAGAGAAAAGAGCUCGGAAAGAGGAGAAGAGGAAACGGAAAGAGGCGCGAGCCCUAAGAAGAGCAGCAAAGCUCCAGAGAAGGUUGAAAAGAGCCGAGGCGAAGAAGGAUACGUCUGACUCCAGUAGUAGUGCGGCAGGGGACAAGGCGCUUAGGCGAGCUCAGAAGGAGGAAAAGCGAAGGAGGAAAGAAUUGAAGAAGAUGAAGGCCUCAUGA
This is a messenger RNA of Trichoderma breve, 657 nucleotides long. RefSeq lists its product as uncharacterized. Lineage: Eukaryota; Fungi; Ascomycota; Sordariomycetes; Hypocreales; Hypocreaceae. Bases 1 to 657 code for a protein of 218 amino acids. The transcript has a single exon. The record is from RefSeq and is a predicted model, not a curated record.